Messenger RNA from Prinia subflava (tawny-flanked prinia), 1351 nucleotides. RefSeq names its product complement C1q subcomponent subunit C-like. Bases 226 to 963 code for a protein of 245 amino acids. The record is from RefSeq and is a predicted model, not a curated record. Gene Ontology annotation, molecular function: protein binding. The transcript has 3 exons. NCBI's taxonomy places the organism in Eukaryota, Metazoa, Chordata, Aves, Passeriformes, Cisticolidae.
CAGCCGAGAAAGCGCUGGCUCAGCAGAACCCAGCGGGCAGGAGGAUGUGAAAUUUGGCUGGGGCCAGCUGGGGUUCUGCCCUCCCAAAGCCCUCCGGCCUUUCCUAACGCUGUGACUUCCCCCGCGAGGGUGUCGGGGAGGAGCCGCGCGGUGCCGGCAGAGAGCGGAGCCCGGCGGGAGCGGCAGCUCGGGCUCCCUGCCCUGCUCCCAGCACAGAACACCAAAAUGGAGAAGAGAUUCUGGGAGCAGCUCUAUCUGGCCCUUGCCCUCCUCUUCCUGAGUCUGGGCUCUGCUGUGACUGUAGAAAACCCUCACAGCUGCUAUGGAACUCCAGGCCUGCCAGGCAUGCCGGGUCUGCCAGGCAGGGAUGGCCGGGAUGGGCUGAAAGGAGCCAAAGGAGAACCAGGUAUCCCAGCUCCUUCCACACAGCUAGGGCCCAAAGGCAUGAAAGGGGAACCGGGCUUACCUGGCCCUCCAGGCAAGCCUGGCCCCCCUGGGCUCCCUGGUGCCAGGGGCAUCCCUGGGGAACCGGGCGCUGCCGGGCCCCCAGGGCUGCCAGGCAGCUCCAAGCAGCAGCAGCAGUCAGCGUUCUCAGUGACCAGGCAGACCAGCCAGUACCCCCUGAAGAACGUCCCUGUCAUUUUCAACAACAUCAUCACCAACACCAAUGACGACUACGACACCACCACGGGCAAGUUCACCUGCAGGUUCCCCGGCGUCUACUACUUCGUCUUCCACAGCUCACACACGGCCAACCUCUGUGUCAUCCUGCACAAAAACCAGAGGAAGAUGGCCAGCUUCUGCGACCACAAGACCAACAGCAUGCAGGUCAGCUCGGGGGGCACGCUGCUCCACCUGGAUGCUGCAGACAAGGUCUGGCUGGAAGUGAACGACUACAACGGCAUGGUGGGCAUCGCCAGCUCCGACAGUAUCUUCUCAGGAUUCCUGCUCUUCCCAGACUAGAGGGUCAGCAGGGCCCACCCCGGCACCCCAACAUCUUCCCCCUGUCCUGCUCGCUGCUGGGCUCUCCCUGAUGCUCUCAGUUUCUCUGCAGGGAGGGCAUCAAGCCCCCCUCAGCGUGGGGGCUGAGCGCUGGCGGCUGCUGCAUGGGGGGAGCAGGCACAUCUGGAUGCAUCUGCACCCACAGAGAUGGUGCUGAGCUCCUGGUCCUGCUGGCACUGCCGUGGGCAUCCCCCCUACUAACCCCACAUUACCUCAGAGGUCUCUCUGUGUUUUUCCCCUCCCCACCUGGGCUGCCUCAAGUUCAGCCAGGUGUCCUGGCACAGGCUUGCAGCAACCCCUUUGCCGUGGCCUGGCUGUGGAAAGUGUCAAUAAAACCUUCCCUGGUGCA